AUGGGCACACUUUUAAAUGAGGCACUUCAUUGGCUGGAGAUGUUUGAUGACGUUAUAGUUGCUUUUAAUUUAGCAGAUGAGGAGUUCCGGACAAUGCCGCUGCCUGUUGUUGAGGAUGACUAUGAUGGUGUCUAUUUCAGACAUCUAGGGGACUUUGGAGGUUGUCGGUGUGUGUUUGGUAAGGCUGAUACUAAUGCUGGCUCUAUGGAUUUGUGGGUCAUGAGGGAAUCUGAUGUGGGUAACUCAUGGACUAGGCUGUUUAACUUAAAGUUGUCCAAUCAACCUGAGCAGAUAUAUUAUGUCAACCCAAUCUUUGUUAUGGAAACUAGUACAUUUCUGGAGAUACAUUCUAACUCUGAAAGGAGAGUGAAGUUGGUAAGGAGUUAUCAUAACGAAGAGAAGAUCGAACAGACUCAUAUGGAUAGACUGUCAAUGAUUGGAUAUGAAGAGAGACUACUUUGGCUUGAGUAA
This is a messenger RNA of Rosa chinensis, 471 nucleotides long. Its product is annotated as F-box protein CPR1-like. The transcript has a single exon. NCBI's taxonomy places the organism in Eukaryota, Viridiplantae, Streptophyta, Magnoliopsida, Rosales, Rosaceae. The record is from RefSeq and is a predicted model, not a curated record. The coding region runs from base 1 to 471 and encodes 156 amino acids.